AUAACUGGUCACCAUGGAAAGUCUAGUGAGGUAUCAAUCUGCCUCCAAAAUACAAACAAGAUAUUGGUAGUACUAUUGCUAUUGUUUGAGCACUGAAUUGUGUUUCAUGGCGGACAAAUUAGCUCUCCCUCUUCUACUACCAAACCCUCCCCCCUCUAAAUCUAUCUUCCAAUACCCACACCCCCACUUCUCUAACUCCACCACUCAACCUUUAGCUCCAUUCCUAAAUGACCUCUUUCACCACCAAAAUCCCAAUACUUCUCCUACUUCAACUUCCACUUCUAAUUCUCCCCAGAUUCCUCAAUCCCCAAUUUACCCUUCUCCUAUCCCCAGAACUCGACGGCGUAUUAUUGGCAAAGAACAUGAUUCCAACAGGGGCAAACCAUGGUCUCCUCAUCGCCUCUCCUCUCAAGGUGAGAAAACUCUUCAAACCCUAAUUGACCCGGAAUUUCAACUCCACAAUAUUAACCAAAUUUUGCUCAGUUUAUAUACUGACCAUCGUUUAGAAAGUUCUGAAUUAGAUACAGAGUCUUUGCCUUUUGAUAUCUUGGGUAUUAUUAAAGGUUUAGGUUACUAUAAAAAAUGUGACUUGGCAUUGAAUGUGUUUGAAUGGGUUCGAAAUCGACCCGAUUCUGGGGUUUUGUUAAAUGGGUCUGUUAUUGCUGUGGUUAUAAGCAUGCUUGGGAAAGAGGGUAGGAUUUCAGUGGCGUCAUCAUUGCUUCACAAUUUGCAUAAAGAUGGUUUUGGUAUCGAUGUUUAUGCAUAUACUUCUUUAAUCACUGCAUUCGCGCGUAAUGGGAGGUAUAGGGAUGCGGUUAAUGUUUACAAGAAAAUGGAGGAGGAUGGGUGUAAACCUACUUUAAUUACUUACAAUGUGAUUUUGAAUGUUUAUGGGAAAAUGGGUAUGCCUUGGAGUAGAAUUAUGGGUGUUUUUGAACGUAUGAAGAGCUCUGGAGUUGUUCCUGAUGCUUAUACUUAUAAUACUCUUAUUACUUGUUGUCGUCGGGGAUCUUUGUAUGAGGAAGCUAGGCAGAUUUUUGAGGAGAUGAAAUUAGGAGGUUUUUUGCCUGAUAAGGUUACGUACAACGCGUUGCUAGAUGUGUAUGGGAGGUCUAGGAGGCCGAAAGAAGCUAUGGAGGUUUUGCGAGACAUGGAGGUUAAUGGGUUUUUGCCUAGCAUUGUGACGUACAAUUCGUUGGUAUCUGCUUAUGCUAGGGAUGGUCUGUUGGAGGAAGCGAUGGAGCUGAAAGCCCAGAUGACACAUAAAGGGAUUAAGCCUGAUGUGUUUACGUAUACCACCUUGUUUUCCGGAUUUGAGAAGGCUGGGAAGGAUGAAUCGGCAAUGAGAAUAUUUGAGGAGAUGACAAGUGCAGGUUGUAAACCAAACAUCUGCACUUUCAAUGCACUUAUUAAGAUGUACGGAAACAGGGGAAAAUUUGCUGAAAUGAUGAAGGUUUUUGAUGAUAUCAAGACGAGUGGUUGUUCCCCAGAUAUUGUCACUUGGAAUACGCUCCUAGCUGUAUUUGGGCAGAACGGAAUGGAUUCAGAAGUUACUGGAGUGUUCAAAGAAAUGAAGAGAGCCGGAUUUGUAGCUGAGCGGGACACCUUCAAUACCUUAAUUGGUGCUUACAGUCGUUGUGGGGCUUUUGAUCAAGCUAUGGUCGUUUACAGGCGAAUGUUAGAUGCAGGGGUCAAUCCGGACCUCUCCACCUAUAACGCUGUUCUAGCAGCUUUGGCUCGGGGCGGGCUGUGGGAACAGUCUGAAAAGGUACUUGCAGAAAUGAAAGAUGGUCGUUGUAAACCCAACGAGCUAACGUACAGUUCCUUGCUUCAUGCGUAUGGUAAUGGGAAAGAGAUUGACAGGAUUCAUGCUCUUGCAGAAGAUAUAUACACUUCUGAAAUCCAACCUCAUGCUAUGCUUCUGAAGACCCUUGUAUUAGUUUAUAGCAAAAGUGAUCUUCUAGUGGAGACUGAACGAGCUUUUUUGGAGUUAAAAAGUAGAGGUUUCUCGCCAGACAUAACCACCUUAAAUGCCAUGCUUUCAAUUUAUGGUCGGAAGCAAAUGGUUACAAAGGCAGCUGAGAUCAUGAACUUCAUGAAAGAUAGUGGUUUCACUCCUAGCUUGACAACUUACAAUAGUUUGAUGUACAUGUACAGCCGGUCCAGCAAUUAUGAGAAAUCAGAACAGCUACUAAUGGAAAUUAUAGGAAAAGGAGUCAGGCCUGAUGUUAUUUCGUACAACACAGUGAUAUAUGCUUAUUGCAGAAACGGUCGGAUGAGAGAUGCCUCACGAAUAUUUACAGAAAUGAAGGAUUCUGGAAUUGUUCCUGAUGUGAUCACAUAUAAUACCUUUGUUUCAAGGUACGCAGCUGAUGCAAUGUUUAUUGAUGCCAUUGAAGUGGUUCGUUACAUGAUCAAGCAAGGUUGUAAGCCAAAUGAUAGCACAUAUAACUCCAUUAUAGAUUCAUAUUGUAAACUCAAUAGAAGAGAUGAAGCUCUAGCUUUUAUUAACAACCUCCGUAAGCUUAAUCCUCAUGUUUCUAAAGAGGAAGAGACUAAAUUAUCAGAGCGAUUGAUGAAGAAAUGAGUUUUCUUUUUUGAUGGAAUUACAGUUUAGUAUCAAUAGCGUUUUGCUGUAUUUAUCUCUUCCAUUUUCCUUGUUAUACUUGUAUACUGCGGAAAUAUGAGCAGUGUGCUAAUUGUUGUAUAUAGAAUUUUUAUUACAAUGUUGGAGACUUCUAUUAGAACAGAUUCACAUAGUUAUACAAUGAUGAAAAUUUUGAAG
Molecule: messenger RNA, 2785 nt
Organism: Nicotiana tabacum (common tobacco)
Lineage: Eukaryota; Viridiplantae; Streptophyta; Magnoliopsida; Solanales; Solanaceae
Molecular function (GO): protein binding
Source: RefSeq, a predicted model, not a curated record